UGAUCUUGAAGAGUUUUUCCAAUUUGGUGAUAGUGCUAGUACUUUUAAAUCUUUACCUAAAAAACUAUGGAGUGGAAGGAGGGAUAUCAAAAGAAGAAGAUAUGGAAUUGGACAAAAAACUUAAAAUCCUUAAUAAGCCUCCUGUGAAAUCCAUUAAGACAACACUUGGUAACACAUACGACUGUAUAAACAUCUACAAACAGCCGGCUUUUGAUCAUCCACUGCUUAGAAAUCACAAGAUUCAGAUGAAACCAAACGUGAUUCAAGGAAAAGAGAUUGAUGGACCUACUUCUAGUAUGGUUUCCAGUGUUAUACGAUUUAAAAUUGAUGGGUGCCCUUCAGGAACUGUUCCUAUCCGAAGAACCACGAAGGAGGAUUUGGUAAAUGCAAAACGUGUCUCUAACCAAAUAGUGCAUCGCCAUUACGUGUCAGCUCAACCUGUUGCUGAAAAAUUGUACUAUGGAGGUAGGGCCAGUAUUUCUGUAGCAACUCCAAUUGUUGGUCCGAACCAACUUAGCACUGGUCAAAUCUGGAUACAGAAUGGCCCUGCGGAAGAACUAAAUAGUAUAGAGUUUGGGUGGGCUGUAUAUCCUAAUUUGUUUGGUGACAAUGCGACCCAUGUUUUCGGUUUGUGGACGGCCGAUGGAUUUAAAGAAACAGGAUGCUAUAACAUGCUUUGUCCUGGAUUUAUACAAAUCCACCCCACGUACACAUUUGGAGAACAUCUUAUAGGUGGUACUUAUGGAGGGGAACAAUUUACGUUUGAUUUUUCAGUUCAUCGGGAUCCAAAAAGCGGCAACUGGUGGUUCAUUAAUGGCGUAGAAAAUACAAAUAUUGGAUAUUGGCCAAAAGAGCUCUUUACUCAUUUAGAAAAUGAUGCCUCUGUGAUUAGUUACGGAGGGAUUGCGGGAGGAGAUAUUGGUGAUUCAUUUCCGCCAAUGGGACAUGAGCAUUUGCCAAUAUCGGAUCCAAAAUAUACAACUUGUAUAACAGACAUGAAAGUCUCUGAGAAACAUGGUAUUUUCUUAGACUUUGAUACAUCAAAAGUCCAACUGACACGCAAUGCAAAAGCUAGUUGCUAUGAUCUUAUUUUUUACGGUAAAGAUACUAUGUAUGGGAUAAUGAUGUUUUUCGGAGGACCUGGUGGCAACUGUACCUAAUUAUGAUCGAUGGGAAUCAAGUGUAGUAAUUUUAAUAACAAUAAUGCUAUUUGU
This is a messenger RNA of Papaver somniferum (opium poppy), 1214 nucleotides long. RefSeq lists its product as uncharacterized. The transcript is spliced from 6 exons. The record is from RefSeq and is a predicted model, not a curated record. Bases 102 to 1160 code for a protein of 352 amino acids. NCBI's taxonomy places the organism in Eukaryota, Viridiplantae, Streptophyta, Magnoliopsida, Ranunculales, Papaveraceae.